AUGCCUCUUAAAGAUAUUAUUGAGAAGCUCAUUCAAUCUUCAGACAAUGAACAUGAUAAACUCACCAACUUCAUCAAUGGACAAUUUGUGAAACCAUCCUCUGGAACUUGGAUGUCCUCUAUCAAUCCUGGCACAGGGAAAACAUGGAUCGAGAUCCCUGAUUCUGGAAAAGACGAUGUUGAACUUGCUGUGAACGCUGCAAAUACUGCUUUCAAGAGUUGGUCAGAAAAACCAGUGGAAGAACGGUCAAACCUCUUAAAUAAAUUGGCGGAUUUGCUCGAGGAAAAUUUAGCAGGACUGGCCAUUUUGGAAUCAAGAGAUCAAGGAAAGCCAAUAAACUUGGCAAAGUUCAUUGAUAUUCCUCGUUGUAUUCACAAUUUCCGAUUCUUCGCAAGCUCUUCCCUUCAUGAAACAACACCUUGCUCUUUCCUUGAAAAGCCUGUGAGAGCUCUCAAUUACGUCAAAAGAGACGCUGUAGGUGUAGCUGGCUUGAUAAGUCCAUGGAAUCUUCCCCUUUAUUUGCUAUCCUUCAAACUUGCACCUGCUCUCAUUGCUGGAAACACCGUCGUUUGCAAGCCUAGCGAGUUAACUAGUGUAACGGCUUGGGUUCUCAUGCACGCCUUCAAAGAAAUUGGUUUCCCUGACGGUGUUGUUAACAUGAUCAUUGGAACUGGACCUUCGGCUGGACAACACAUUGUAGAACAUCCCGAUGUUCCGUUAUUAAGUUUCACAGGAAGCACGAUUGUUGGUAAAAAGAUUGCAGCAGCCGCUGCUGAGCACAAUAAGAAAGUGUCUCUUGAAAUGGGUGGAAAGAACUCAGCGAUUGUCUUCCCUUCAUGCAAAUUGGAUGUUCACAUCCCUACUCUAGUACGGUCUUGUUUCAUAAAUCAAGGUGAAAUCUGUUUAUGUACGAGCAGACUCUACGUUCAUGACAGUAUUUAUGAUGAAUUCCUGAAGAUGUUCCUAACUGAAACUGAAAAGUAUUCUGUUGGAGACCCUGAAGAGAAUAUGACGCUUGGAGCAAUGAAUUCGAAACAACACUUCGAGAAGGUUAAAUCUUAUGUUGGCAUAGCUAAAGAGGAAGGAAAAGUUCAUUGUGGUGGACCCGUGACGGUUCCUGGAAAAUGUUCGGAGGGAUACUACAUAUCUCCUACAGUCGUCACUGAUAUUGGCGAUGACAGUCGAUGCAUGAACGAAGAGAUAUUUGGUCCUGUCGUUUGUAUCAUUAAGUUUAAUGAUUUGGAGGAAGUCGUUAAUAGAUCGAACUCUUCUUCUUACGGUCUCUCAGCUACUGUUUGGAGCGAAAAAAUGGACGAGCUGAUUGAGACGAGUAACAAGCUUCGAGUUGGAACUGUAUGGUGUAACACAUGGCUGACAAGAGACUUGAAGAUGCCCUUCGGUGGAACAAAACAAUCAGGGAUAGGACGCGAAGGCCAGGAGGAUUCUCUCCACUUCUUCACUGAGGCGAAAACUGUGUGUAUUCGUUAUUAG
Messenger RNA from Auanema sp. JU1783, 1491 nucleotides. The record is from the annotation of a GenBank genome assembly. Lineage: Eukaryota; Metazoa; Nematoda; Chromadorea; Rhabditida; Rhabditidae.